AUGAUUGGUUAUUGGGAGUACGAAAAGAAAAUAUUUGAUUUUUUCUUCUUGGAUUUUGGUAUUUCAAUUGCCAAAAUAAAUAUAAAUAGUGAAGAUGGUAGCAAUGAUCUGUCUGAUAACCUAUUCUUCAACACACUUAUUCUGAAUCCUGAGAAAAAUAUUUCCAGUAUCGUGAGAAAUGAUAUAAGCCUGAUAGUACAGGUAUUUGAUCAAUUCAAUGGAAAAGCAAAAGAAGCACUAUUUCAGCGAAGAGUCGGAGCUAGCUCAAAAAAAAGAAAAAAGAAAAACUUUUACUGA
Messenger RNA from Saccharomycopsis crataegensis, 297 nucleotides. RefSeq lists its product as uncharacterized. The record is from RefSeq and is a predicted model, not a curated record. NCBI's taxonomy places the organism in Eukaryota, Fungi, Ascomycota, Saccharomycetes, Ascoideales, Saccharomycopsidaceae. The transcript has a single exon. The coding region runs from base 1 to 297 and encodes 98 amino acids.